CAUUUCUAUGGAAACGAAAGACAAACAAAGGUCAGUGGUUGGAGCUAAGUAUAAACUAGCUCCCGGGCCUUGGUGGUAGCCAGACUAGAAGUUUCCUAGAUAUUAGAGCCGAAGCAUCUUUUGUGGUUUGAAAUGUCUCCCGUGGUGCCAUUGGGUGUUCAGUUAUAGAUAAAGCAACUUGCAAAACCUUCCUGAAACAUGAAGCAGGAAGAAUAAUAUUUAAAAGUAAUAUCAUUAUACCUCUUUAUCCAUCAAAGUGGCUUCGUUUCAUGGUUCUCUCUUCUGUGCUUAAAUCUUAGGUCAAACAUUGGAUAAACCAAAGGGUGUAGGAAAAAAUAAGUGAUUUUCAUAGUCUUACUCUUUGCAAUGGGAGUGCUGAAGUUCAAACAUAUCUUCUUUAGGAGCUUUGUUGGGUCCAGCGGAGCAUCCCAGGUUGUGUUCGCCUUCCUUCUGAUACCCUGUUGCUUGACUAAGGAUUUCAGAGCACCCCCUUUUAUCCCAGAUAUUCCUUUCCUCUGGGCUUGGAAUGCCCCAACUGAACCUUGUUCUAAGAGGUUUAAUGUGUCCAUAGAUUUGAGUCUCUUCUCUUUAAUAGGAAACCCCCAAAAAGAUGCCAUAGGACAGCCCGUUACAUUAUUUUAUUUUGAUAGACUUGGCUUAUAUCCUCAUAUAGAUAAGAAUGGCAGGAAUCAGCAUGGAGGAAUACCCCAGUUGGGCUCCUUACAAGCACAUUUGGCUAAAGUUCAGACAGACAUUGACCAUUACAUGCCAAAAGACGACAAGGGCUUGGCCAUUAUUGACUGGGAAGAAUGGAGGCCUGUCUGGGCAAGAAACUGGAAACCUAAAGAUAUUUACAGAAAUCGGUCUGUUGAGUUGGUUCAGCAACAAAAUCCACAACUUAGUCUCGCAAAUGCCACAAAUCUAGCCAAACAACAAUAUGAAACAGCAGGAAGAAAAUACAUGCAAAAGACUUUAGAAUUGGUAAAAUCACUUCGGCCAAAACACUUAUGGGGUUAUUACCUUUUUCCUGACUGUUACAAUCAUCAUUAUACUAAACCUCAAUAUAAUGGGAGUUGCUUUGAAUUGGAAAAGAGAAGAAAUGAUGAGCUCAACUGGCUGUGGAAUGAAAGCACUGCCCUUUUUCCAUCCAUCUAUUUGAAUACCUUCCUAAAGUCUAAUCCACGAGCUCCACUCUUUGUCCGUAAUCGUGUUCAGGAAGCCAUUCGGGUUUCUAAAGUACCAAAUGUUCGAAGUCCACUUCCAAUUUUUAUAUAUACUCGUCCAGUUUUUACUGAUGUAUCUUCUCAAUACCUUGCUCAGGAAGACCUUGUGAGCACACUUGGUGAAACUAUUUCUCUAGGUGCCUCUGGAGUUAUAAUGUGGGGAAGCUUCAAUUUAAGCCAAAGUGUGGACACCUGCGUAAAACUACACAAUUACUUGGCGACUACACUGAACCCUUACUUAAUCAACAUCACCCUGGCAUCCAAAAUAUGUAGCCAAGUGUUUUGUCAAGACAAAGGAAUUUGCACAAGGAAAAUCUGGGACUCAAAUAACUAUCUUCACCUGAACCCAUUGAAUUUUGCUAUUGAAACUAGUGCAGAUGGAACAUUUAAAAUAAAAGGGGAACCCUCAAAUGAAGACCUGAAAAACUUUGCCGAACAUUUUCAUUGCAGCUGUUAUGCCAACGACGACUGUCAGAAGGAAGUUGUUAUAACAGAUACUCAUACUAUCAAUGUGUGCGCUGCUGCAGGUGUUUGUUUAAAUACUGUCUUGAAUGAAAAAGAGGACCCACUGUAUUCAAAUUUAGUGCUCUUUAUAUCAUUUUUAAUAAUACUAUUAAUAAUAAUAAUAAUAAUCGCAGUAUUUUUUGUGCAAACAAAUAGCAUGGCAUGAAAACAAAGGUGUCAGAAGAAUUUCUAGGGUGUCACAAAAGAGAUAAUGUGUCUAUGGUUUUGAAAAUUGAGUAACAGCUAGGUAAUGUGGAGACACGGGGCAAAAGGAACUUCAGAAGGAUGGAACAUGCAAUGUGGUUUUUAGAGUGAUGUACAGUAGGUGAUGGCCACACGAUGACUUUAAAAUAAAGGCACUCUCAAACCUCUUGA
Phyllostomus discolor (pale spear-nosed bat) is the source of this 2102-nucleotide messenger RNA. RefSeq names its product sperm adhesion molecule 1 (gene SPAM1). The transcript is spliced from 4 exons. Gene Ontology annotation, molecular function: hyalurononglucosaminidase activity. Bases 367 to 1893 code for a protein of 508 amino acids. The record is from RefSeq and is a predicted model, not a curated record. Lineage: Eukaryota; Metazoa; Chordata; Mammalia; Chiroptera; Phyllostomidae. Gene Ontology annotation, biological process: fusion of sperm to egg plasma membrane involved in single fertilization; carbohydrate metabolic process; hyaluronan catabolic process. Gene Ontology annotation, cellular component: acrosomal vesicle.